AUGAAGAGUUUCGUAAUUGCGUUUCUUUGCGUUGCCACGGCUUUCGCUGAUGUUAGCGAACUUCUAUACCAACCCGUUCCCUUGGUUCACCAUCACCACAUCGAGGAAGUGCACCACCAGGAAGCUCGUCCGUACGACAUCCUCGCGGAACAUCAUCUCCCGGAGGCACGCCCAUACGACAUCCUGGCGGAACAUGAACCCAGCACCCUGGAGCUGAACUCCGAGGAUGUUCACGUGGAAGAACCGGCCGCCGUUGCGUUCGGACUGGCUAACGAUGGCGUUGAAAUCGUGGAAGCCAUCGAAGUCCUGCCGGUGGCGGUUGAAGACAAUGUGCAACGUGUUCAGCUGACGGAAACACAUCAGGAUUACCAGGGACCGUAUCACUACGAGAAACCAAAGGUCCAGCUGGAAUACGGAGCACCGAUUGUGGUGGAGAAGGUUCCGGAAGUUGAGACAUCAAUCGUCAAAGACCAGCAGGCGGUUGAUAAUGGGUAUCUGCCUCCGAAGUAUACUCAAGAUAAUCUGGUUAAGCGGCAUGUUAAGUAUAUUGUUAGACGUCGCGUCUGAAUUGGAGGGGAUGAAAGUUGAUGUUGAUUGACCUUAAUUUGCUGUGGUAUCGAAUGCAAAAAUAUAUUUGAGACAAUCAAA
Molecule: messenger RNA, 648 nt
Organism: Aedes albopictus (Asian tiger mosquito)
Lineage: Eukaryota; Metazoa; Arthropoda; Insecta; Diptera; Culicidae
Exons: 2
Coding region: 1-567 (188 amino acids)
Source: RefSeq, a predicted model, not a curated record